This is a messenger RNA of Polyodon spathula (Mississippi paddlefish), 1048 nucleotides long. Its product is annotated as protein LRATD1-like. Bases 204 to 1022 code for a protein of 272 amino acids. The transcript is spliced from 2 exons. Lineage: Eukaryota; Metazoa; Chordata; Actinopteri; Acipenseriformes; Polyodontidae. The record is from RefSeq and is a predicted model, not a curated record.
UCACAGGUUACAACACAGAACUGAGAAAGAGGGGCGUGAUACAGGACAACUCAGAGGGCGUUGAUGGCACACUGGGACCUCUAAACGUUCACCUGGCAAAAAGACUCAGGUAAUGUAAGCUUCUGCAGCCUCGCAGCAGUCACCAAGCCUGGAUAAAAACAGCAAAAUACAGUAUUUCAUCCCUUUUCCCAGCCCCGUCAUUGAUGGGAAAUCAACUGGAUCGUAUCACCCACCUAAAUUACAGCGAGCUGCCCACUGGGGAUCCAGCGGGGAUAGAGAAGGACGAGCUGAGGGUCGGAGUGGCUUAUUUUUUCUCGGAUGAAGAGGAAGACUUGGAUGACAGAUCACAGCCCGAGAAUUACAAAGAUCAAAGUCCAAGCAAGGACGGGCACAUAGUUCUUAAUGAGAUCGAAUAUUCGGCUUUCUGCUGCCAGGAAUGUAUUUUCUCCAAAUUAAGAGAAAACGAAGAUCUGACUAUUUAUUCCAUAAAGACUCUGCUUACGAUAUGCAAACCCGGGGACCUGCUGGAACUUGUUUAUGUAGCCAACGAUCAGCCCCCGCACUGGGCAAUUUACGAGGGGAAUGGUCAGAUCAUUCAUUUGUACAAAGGGGAAAUCCGUAAGGACAGUCUGUAUGAAAUUAGUAAUGGGCGUUUGGGAAGGGUAGUGAAUAAUUGGUACAGAUACAGACCGCUCCCAGCCGAUCUGGUCAUGCAGAAUGCGUGCGGGCACCUGGGACUUCGGACUGAUGAGAUCUGUUGGACAAACUCCGAAAGUUUUGCUGCCUGGUGCAGAUUUGGCAAACGGGAGUUCAAAGCUGGAGGAGAGAUACAGACUCCAGAACAGCGCUAUUUUCUUAAGAUUCAUGUGUCUGAAAAUAACGUGCAUAGCUUGAUGUUUCACAGUUUGGAGGAUGUAAUAAGAGAAAAACGCAAGAUGGACGCAAGCGGAAGGUUAAGAGUCAUAAAAGAGUUUCCCAUAGUAAAUGUCGGAGAGGAGAAACACAAUACUGUAGCACCUUAAUUGAUUUAAAAAAAAAAAAAAAAAAA